AUGGCACAUGAACAGGCAUUCUCAUCGCACAUACUGGAACCAAUAGAAGAACUUUCAGAGGAAGAAAAAGGAAGAGAAAAUGAACAGAAAUUCAAUGACAACAAGAUACAUAUAAGGAAAACUUUGAAGAAUAACCCUUCCCUCACUAAAGAAAUAAGAACUGUCUUGGAGCAGAGUUUGGUGGAGAAACUGGAAACCUUGGGGAUUAAUGCAGAUAUACGUGGUAUUUCAAGUGAUCACUUGAAUAGAGUGCUAAGAACUGUGGAAUCAACAAGACACGAGCGAGAAAGACAAAUACCUAACAUUCAGCAAAUUCGAGAAUUCCUUAAACAUCAGGUCAGCUGUAAAAUUGAAGAGAGAACACUGCUGUCCACAGACAGGUACGGUGCUUCUCAAAUGAACACCCUUUCAACUGGAGAACUACCUAAAGCAAUACACCUUCCUCCCAAAAGCAGACAGCUGAUUAGACAAAGACCUGUUUUUUCUGAUAGAACAUCUGUUCCAAAAGUUAAGAAAAAUGCCACAGAAGAUCAUUUUCCCAGGAGGUCUUCCACUAUUGCGACUCCUCCCUUCAGUUCCGAGGAGGAGCUGGAUGCUGACGACCUCAUCCAGGCGUUCGCCUCCCCAGACGUACUUCCUGUGCUGGCUUCUAAAAGCAACAAGAGUAGUUUCGUAAAGAGCACCGUCAAAAGCGACACUGACUGGACGGAGGGAAGGUGCCAUGGCAGCAAAUUAAAACUUAACACGGAGUGCGGGGCUCUUCCUCCGUGCUCAUAUGAGCAGUAUUUCUGCCCAGCCACCAAGCUCACAGUCGUAGACGAUCUGAGCCAGGUGCACCCGCCCAAGGUGGCUGUGUUCGAACCCUUGGAAGCAGAGAUCUCCCAGACCCAGAAGGCCACACUCGUGUGCCUGGCCACGGGCUUCUACCCCGACCACGUGGAGCUGACCUGGUGGAUGAACAGGAAGCAUGUCACGACUGGGGUCAGCAUGGACCCUGAGCCCUACAGGGAGGACCCCACGUGA
Molecule: messenger RNA, 1023 nt
Organism: Rangifer tarandus platyrhynchus (Svalbard reindeer)
Lineage: Eukaryota; Metazoa; Chordata; Mammalia; Artiodactyla; Cervidae
Source: the annotation of a GenBank genome assembly